This is a messenger RNA of Glycine soja, 1636 nucleotides long. Its product is annotated as probable glycosyltransferase At5g03795. The transcript has 3 exons. Bases 101 to 1561 code for a protein of 486 amino acids. The record is from RefSeq and is a predicted model, not a curated record. Gene Ontology annotation, molecular function: glycosyltransferase activity. NCBI's taxonomy places the organism in Eukaryota, Viridiplantae, Streptophyta, Magnoliopsida, Fabales, Fabaceae.
UACCGGUAUAUCCAACGUUUGUGUUCGUUUUAUUCUUUGUAAUUGUCUCUGUCUAUUUCUUCCAUUCUCAUUUCUCUCUCUUUCUCUGUUUCCACAUGCCAUGGUUCGUUCUUCCUUGCUCUACUACUACUCUCAACGCCGUCUUGCAGGCUCUUUCAGGGGCUUCUUCUUCAUUCCCACAACCUUAGCUCUCUUCACCUCUUUCUUCAUUCUCUUCUACAUUUACUCCACUUCAAACAUCUUCACCCAUCACAACCACCACCCUUCCACUUCACAUUUCAAACCACACCCUCCCUUUUCCACUACCCCUUUUAUUGCUACCACUCCUCACUUCGUCCCUGUCUUCAACCACAAUGCUUCCGAGUCCACAAAAUCUCCUCCGACUUUCCAAUUGGGGUAUGGCCUCGGACCGCAAAGUCAACGGGGUCUGCCUCUGCCACCGCAAUUCAGCUCAAAGGUGUGCAGGGAAUGUUGUGUUUUUUAUGGUUCAGGAAAAUUUGAGAAUAACGACGUGUUCCAUGAUAGAGAUGUCUUUCUGGAAGACUAUAAAGAAAUGAAUAGGAGCUUAAAGAUAUAUGUUUAUCCUCACAGGGAAGACGAUCCUUUUGCAAAUGUGCUUUUGCCUGUGGAAUCUGAACCCGGUGGCAAUUAUACCAGUGAAAGUUACUUCAAAAAGGUACUUAUGAAGAGCCAUUUCAUUACAAAAGACCCACCAGAAGCAGAUCUUUUCUUUCUUCCCUUUUCCAUGGCAAGAUUGUGGCACGAUCGAAGAGUUGGUGUGGGAGGUAUACAAGACUUCAUUAGAGACUACAUUCAGAAUAUCAGUCACAGGUAUCCAUAUUGGAACAACACAGGUGGUGCCGAUCACUUUUAUGUUGCUUGUCAUUCAAUUGGAAGGUCUGCCAUGGACAAAGCACCUGAUGUGAAAUUCAAUGCCAUUCAAGUUGUAUGCUCAUCUAGUUAUUUUCUAACCGGGUACUUUGCUCAUAAGGAUGCAUGUCUACCACAAAUUUGGCCAAGAAAAGGAAAUCCCCCUAACCUUGUUUCAUCAAAGAGGAAAAGGCUAGCUUUCUUUGCUGGAGGAGUAAAUUCCCCAGUACGUGUAAAACUUCUUGAGACAUGGAAAAAUGAUUCAGAAAUCUUUGUGCACCAUGGAAGACUUAAAACACCAUAUGCAGAUGAAUUGCUAGGUAGCAAGUUCUGCCUUCAUGUUAAGGGCUUUGAAGUGAACACAGCUCGCAUUGGAGAUUCUCUAUAUUAUGGUUGCGUUCCAGUGAUCAUUGCCAACUACUAUGACCUUCCAUUUGCUGAUGUGCUAAACUGGAAGAGCUUUUCAGUUGUUGUCACUACCUUAGAUAUUCCCUUGCUGAAAAAGAUCCUCAAGGAUAUCAUCAGUUCCAAUAAAUAUUUGAUGUUACAAAGCAAUGUUUUGAAGGUGAGGAAACACUUCCAAUGGCAUUCACCCCCGCAAGACUUCGAUGCAUUUUAUAUGGUUAUGUAUGAAUUAUGGCUUAGACGAAGUUCUAUAAAAAAUUCGUGGGUAGAUUCUUUCAGAGUUUAAUUUAUAUGUAUGCCACUGUAAAAUAUUUUCACACAAGCAUUUAAUAAGAAUUUACUUUAUCAUGGUUAUAUCUUA